AUGGUUAACUCAACCACAGGGACCAUUACAGUUGGCGCUCGUGGCUUGGAUCGUGAACAGAGAGAAGCAUUUGAACUCCUGAUUGAAGUAGUCGACGGUAAGCCGACACCGUCAGCCGGUUCUGCUGCCUCCUCGCCGGUAGCCAAUUUGCGUCACAACUCCGUUCGCCUGACUACCCAGACAACUGUGCAAAUUAAUGUCCUCGAUGAGAAUGACAACGCGCCAACAUUUAUCUUCCCCAAGAAUGGACUAGUGAGUCUGCCUUCCUCUAACAUUUGCCCCGUCAUGCUGAUGGUUGUGGCGGUGGUGUUAAAGAUCACGUACCACAAAAAGCUACAGGGCACCGUUACCCUGACAUGUACUGACAUCCUGACACUGCCAAAAGUCGUCAUCCAGGUAGUCGCCAACGACUCGGACAAGGGUCUCAACGCUGAAAUCGAGUAUUCCGUCAACUUUAACAAGGAUGGUGACCCUGCCUCCGCCAUACAAAUCCCAACUGACGAUAAGAAGGCCUCGUCCCCCCUGCCUCAUCGUCAGGAGGCGACGGCCACCCCCAAGGGUCGCGAAUACGACCUGCCCUGGUUCGAUAUUGAACCACGCUCCGGCGAGGUCAGUUUGGUUGCUGCCGAUGGUCUCUCUUUGCGCUGUCAGGCCCUGCGGCAGGACCAGAUGCUGGUGAACAGGGAGUUGGGCAAGUACACCCUCCUCGUCACAGCCAAGGACAAGGGUGUUCCCGCGCUCUCAGCUGUAGCGCAGGUCUACGUUCGAAUUAUCACAACGGACACCGACGUGACCGCCAUGACGGUGAGAACUCAACUUGGUCCAUCUAUUUCAUAA
Messenger RNA from Dibothriocephalus latus, 837 nucleotides. NCBI's taxonomy places the organism in Eukaryota, Metazoa, Platyhelminthes, Cestoda, Diphyllobothriidea, Diphyllobothriidae. The record is from the annotation of a GenBank genome assembly.